Gastrolobium bilobum is the source of this 483-nucleotide messenger RNA. RefSeq lists its product as uncharacterized. The coding region runs from base 1 to 483 and encodes 160 amino acids. The record is from RefSeq and is a predicted model, not a curated record. NCBI's taxonomy places the organism in Eukaryota, Viridiplantae, Streptophyta, Magnoliopsida, Fabales, Fabaceae. The transcript has a single exon.
AUGGCUCAGGUGAGGCUAGGAAAGAAGCUUAAAACUGCUAAGAAGGCUUGGAAGAGUUUCUCCAAAACACUCAACAUUCCAAAAGACAUCAAAGCCAUCAAUGCCACCUUUACAUGGCUUUUACCCUCCAGAGGCCGUGCUACAAGACCAUUUGCUGCUGCUGCUUCUAACUACAAUGUUCAUAGCAACAACAUGUCUACCAUACCAAUAGAUGACCUCUUUGCAGAACCUGCUUCUGAUUCCAUGCACGUGCAUGCCUACUACACUCAUGCACAAGGGGAAACAAUCAUUGGCAACGAGGUGAUUGGAAGCAGUGUCAUUGAAACGCUUGAGGAUGCAUGGAGGGUUGUGGUUGCUAACUCACCUCAGCUGCAGGUUUAUGAGAGGGCAGAACAGUUCAUCUCCAUGUUUUAUGAAGAUUUAAGGAUUCAGAAAGAGAUGUCUCUAUUGGAAUUCCAAGAAAUGCUUGCAAGAGGUAUCUGA